This is a messenger RNA of Exophiala dermatitidis NIH/UT8656, 2768 nucleotides long. RefSeq lists its product as uncharacterized. Bases 994 to 2301 code for a protein of 435 amino acids. The transcript is spliced from 2 exons. The record is from RefSeq and is a predicted model, not a curated record. NCBI's taxonomy places the organism in Eukaryota, Fungi, Ascomycota, Eurotiomycetes, Chaetothyriales, Herpotrichiellaceae.
ACUAAAUCCAAGAUGAAGAGUACCUCUACGGCUGUCUUCCAGCUCUCGCGCUCCAGCUUCGGCUGGGGGCCUGUGGGCGAUGUUGACAUGUCCUGGGUCCACUCACCACCUUUAAAGGACAAUUUGAACGAGACUGAUUGGAGAUGUUGUUAACAAGCUGUUGAUAAAUGUCUGCUUGUCGAUGGACGUGAGCAGACCAAUUCUUCCCAAUCUUUAUUCUGCUCACCACAUAUGAUGCCUUUUUUGGAGCCAGCGGCUUAGAUGACAAACUGCUUGAUAUGCAGAGCAGUUACACAAAGCAGGACGGCGGAGGAGACACUCCCUUGCGUCUUGAUGGUUUCUUGAUUUGAAAAGACAUGAAUUGUGCUGCGUGUCUACUGAUUCCAAGUCUUGUUACGGUUGACUAUCAUGACUGCUACUCUUAUAUAGCAGCCUGGACAAAAUUGAUGCCACGGGGCAACUGCUUUGUGAAGAUCUUUUCCUUUUUUUUCUCUGACAAGCAAUGCAAUGUGUCUACGUCUGAGAAAUGCUAAGCCCAGGAACAGACGUCGCUUUUCCACCAUGCAUGACUGAGGAACGUGUAUCUCAAGAGGCCGGCAACAACCCGUGUUCGCUGCCUGCCACCACAUGAGAUUGGGAUGACGGCCACCUUGUCGGACACGGGCAGUAGAAUCACAGUGACCCCGAUCGAACAUUGACUGCCUGCACGCCUUCCUUGCAAGCCUCACGGCCAGAUGUACUCCUGGCGCAGUCCGCAGUGCAGGGUGAACUUGAAAGGCGCUGGCAGUGUCGCUUCCUCACCUGCGCGUCAACAACCACCUCUUCGCCUGCGCCCGAUCUAUUGAUCUAUCGCAGUCCACUCUUCUUUCAACCCUCACACUCAACCACUUCCCCCUUUGCACAACUACUACCUCUUACUAGCUCUCUUCAACCUCCAUGGUCAAGGUAUCCCCUCAACUAGCACAGGUUGUCGCGUAGUUGAGCACCUUGAUCAUGGCCCCACGGCGCGCAGGCGGAAAAGCUGGCGCGGCUGCAGCCAAAGCCAACAAGAUGAAGUCCAACAACAACGCCUUUGAUGACCUCUCUUCCGGCAACGAAUCUGACCAAGCUGGGGUUCCAAAGAUCCGAAAGAGAAAGAGACUUUCAGCCCAGGAGAAAGAAGCUGAGAAGAAGCGUCGCACCGAUCUUCGACUUGAACGUCGCUAUGGGCCAACCCCUGCCGUCCCUGAAUUGUCCGACGAUGACAUUCCUGAGUACGACGACAGCGAAAUUGACGACAGCACUCUGUGGACUGCCGAGCCUGAAUCCUCGUCGACUGACAAGCCUGAACCCUCGUCGACUGAGAUGGUGGCUCAAGUCGCGAGCAACGACGCAGCCCAGGUCGCAGGUAUCGUCACCAUCGGAGCCACCACCACAUCAGGCCAAGCCACCGUGAUCAAUGUGAACCUCAUGGACCUUCUCAAGCACCACCUGGGCCUCAGCGGCUUGAAGGUGAUGAGCGCACCGGCAGAAACCCUCAAUGUUCGACCGUCUGAGUUGAACAUGCCACGCGACACAGCCAUAGCAAAGCCCAACAAGCCCGAGGUCUACGAGGCAACCCUGCUGGGCCUCCCGACCGAAAUGCGUGUUCGUAUCUAUCGAUUCCUCCUCCGUGGCGACGAAGCUGUGGAUUUCGGCCGACGUGUCAACUUCUCCCGUUCAUCUGCUCUUCUGGCAACCUGCAAGCAGAUCCACCAGGAGGCUAGGGCGAUCUUGUAUGGGGAAAAUGCGUUCAACUUCGCUCGAAGCAUCGAGGUUCGUGGCAAGUUCUACCAAGAAACCUGGGAAGAGAUCGGAUACAAAGACGUCAGACAUUUCCUCGAGAGAAUUGGCCCAGCCAACGUUGCAUGCCUGAAAUACGUCUCCUUCGCCUUGACUGAUGCGACCGCGAGAAACUACCCCGGAGUCAGUAUCACUCAGCGCCGAUUCGUCAAGGAACCAACCUUGCAUGAGAUCUUCCGUAUGAUCGGAUCCAAAGCCACGCUGUACAAGUUGUCGCUCUUGUUUGCCGGUCGUGCUCGACUUGUCAGCGGCGAAUUCCACUUCUUGAAGGCCUUGACCGAGAUGAAGUGUCAUGAGUUGAUCUUGCUUGCCAACUGGCGAGGCAUGAACGGAAAGAUUCAGCCCACCCUAAUGCAAAAGUUGAAGAAGGCCAUGGUAGUCCCGUAUGACGACAAGGAGAGACUCCGCCCCAGAAUCGAGAAGGAGCAGGAAGUCAAGAUGAUCUACGAGACCAGCCCAGGCACCAAGUUCGUCAUCUGAAUUGCUUUCCAACAGACCAACAAUUACUGCUCACUGACAUGCCGACAUACACCCACCUGACGACGCGCGCCUGUGCAAUAGCACCACAUCGUCCAACGAAAUCCCUAGGUUCCCGGAUGUGCGGUUGAGAGAAUGGAAUGCAAGGUGAUUGAAUGUGAUGGAUGCGUGCAGGACCUAGUAGUCAAUGGUGGCUGAGCCAGAAACGGCGGCUCAACACGCAAAGGUCGUCGUUCGACUGGAUGGCGAAUGGUGGACGGACGAUUCAGUCUUCGGCGACAGCUAUGGGUGAGCACAAUGGACUUUUGUAUGAUGUACCUACCAAGCAAGUUGCAGUGAGCAAGGCUCUCACACUGCGAAAAGCAGAUGAUACCCCGGACAGUGUGUUCUCAUGAGCUGAAUUGAGCGUGGAUAGCAAGGGAAACUGAGAACACACGAAACAAUGCCAAAAAAUUCAUUCACAAUGACUA